AUAAAUCGUUUCUUCCGCCUCAUAUGCCCACGACAGAGUUGAUUGCGGAAAACCCGGGGCCGGGAUCCAUCCUUGAAUCAAUGAAGAUUGAAGGCCGUCGUCGCGGAUGCUUUGGCCAUCCGCGUAAGUUACAAUUUCAUUUUAAGUAGUUUAAAACACGUCCAGCCAGCGAAGGAUGGACUAAGACAGAUCGUGAAAGCGGGCUCGGUCCAGCCCUUUCAACAAUGGGCUGAACAGUAAGCUCUAGGACAAUGCAAGAAGUCCUGCUAGCCACGCUAAGGAUACAGCAGCUCUUCAUCGAGGCGCAGUCUUCAUGCAGUACCAAGACUGCCAACCUCCUCGAGGCUGCUCGGGCAGCCGAGUUGAGCCUCAGGUCUCUAGCAACACUUUGCAGCCGCUGUGGCGAUGGUAGCGCAUGGCUUCUUUCGGAGCAGCAUGAACUCCUCGCGGUCCUCGCCAUAAUUCUGGCCUCGCGGGCCAGUGCCUGCGGCCCCCAGCCUCAGUCCCUAACAGAUGCAGUCCUGCUCACGGCCCGCUACGCUGCCCCACGGCCGAAUAGUGUCAGCCUCCAUACAGAUAUUACGUGUGCCUUGGCACGGCUAGUAGCAGCAAGGGACGGAAGCGCAGUCCACACUGCUGCGGCAGCGGCGCUGGUAGCUGAGUGGGCCUCGCUCUCACCGGUUUGGGCAGCGCAGGCCCGGUCCUGUGGAAUGAUUUCGGCUAUCUGCCAGUCGAUCCUGGCUCGCCGCCAGCGUAACCAGGGCCCGGCGCCUCUGCCCGGCGUGCAGCUCCACCUGCUGCGGGCGCUGCUGGGCUUGCUGCGCCGGGACGCAGGCGCGCCGGAGGCGCCCGCCGGCCUGGCGCAGCGGGACGCGGCCACCGCCGCAGCAAGCAUUACGGAGGUGCUGCUGUGCUCGGCAGCGGCCGCUGCCCGUGCGGGAGAAGGCGCCGAUGGCACCUUGGCCUGGGGCGGCGCGGCGGCCACGCCGCUGGCCGCGAGCAGAGCGUCCGCUGCUGCGGCUGUGGGCAUCACGAGCAGUACCGAGGAGCUGGUGCUUGCGCUCUCGUGUGCUGCCGCGCUGGCGGCAUGCCAGGCGCAGGCGCACAUGGGGUGGGCGGACUCGCCGCGUGACUUGCCGCCGGUGGAUGCGCUGGGUGUUGUAGCAGCGUGCGGCGUUGACGUGCCAGACAGGAGCAGCAGAAGCAGCGGCUGCCAACCGCCGGUGGUGCUGCCGCUCGUGCCGCUACUUGGGGCUAUAGCUGCGAGUUACCUGGAAGCGGCAGAGGCCGCUCUGCGGCGGCUCAAUCGCCGGCUAUCGCGACCCUUCACCGCACAGCAGCAGCACCAGCACGACCGCCAUGUUUGCAAGCCCAGCGUACAGGCAAGCUCUGAACCAAGUGGGGAUGGUGGCGGUGGCACAUGCUCCAGCAGCGGGUGUGGCAGCAGCAUGUGCUCCGGUGGCGCCAGCACGUGGAGUAGCAGCUCUGAGGGCAGUAGCAGCGCACCAAACGACUAUGCGGAUUGUCGCAAGGGCGGCCAUUCGGCGGCUGCUGGCGGUGCAUGGAAAGUCGCGCAUGCAAGGCCAUGGCCAGGCGAGGUGGGUGGCCAGCAGCCAUCACUGCUGCAGGUAACACGGCAGGCGGAGCAGCUGGCGGCAGUGGAGAUGGCCAGCUGCAGGUCGGCGGCGGCGCGGCUGUGCGGGCGGCGGUGGGCAGGCCCAGCUCUCGCAGCCGGCAUGCGGCCGGGGUUUGGGGAGCUGGCUAUCGUGGCGAAUGAGGUGGAGGCAGCAGCAUUCUGUGAGGGGGCAUUGGUUGCCUUGACUGCUGCCGCGGCUGACACCAGAUGCGGGUCUUUCCUAGUGGGCGGCAUCAACUAUUGACAAACGUGCGGUACAGCCCAUUGCCCAAAACGACCGGUGGCCUCAGUAUGUCCCCGGUCCCCCUGGCCGGUGGCCGGUCAGAUAUUGCCAGCUGGCUUUCAUGAGGGUCGUGGCCACGCGCAGGUGCCAUCAGGCCAUCCUCGGCUGUGACGCCCUGCUGGUCGGGGCGAUGCGGGGCUGUUGCAGCCACCGCAUCAGCCAUCCAGCCUCAGCAGCGGAAGCGGAGGCGGCAGUAGCAGCGUGGCCCACUCUGCAGUGGCGCUGCUGCACAAUCUUGCCGCGCCCCCCAGCGAGACGCACCGGCUUCACUUGAGGCGGACGGGGAUCUUGGGGCCGCUGCUGGCAUACCUAGGCUCGGCGCUGUCGCCUGAUGCGACGGCAUCGCCGGCCCAACUUCCCGCGGACCUGGCCGCGGUGGAGAUGGCGCUGCGGGUAGUGGGCCGGCUGUCAGGGAGCACUGGCCACAGUGGCGGCGGCACCGUGGAAGACGGCGCGGGUGCACGUGAACUGCAGUGCCCGCACCUGCGCGCCGCCGCCAAGCUGUCCAGCCUGCAGCGCCGGCUCCAGUCUCUGCAAGUGCGGCCUACAGAUCUACCCCCCACCGCCACCGCCUCCUCGUCCCACCAGUGGGAUGAACCGCAAGCUUGCGGCCACGCAGGUGCGAAGUCCCGCGCCAGCCAGCAGCGGCGGACGUGCCUGGCGCUCAUAGACGACCUGCUCCGGCGGGUGCGCGGCGGGUCCACGCGCGUCGGUUUGGAAGGCACGCUGUGUGGCAGGUGCACGGCGAUGGCGCCACGAGAGAGCAGGGUGCCUCAGCUGAGUGCGUGGGAAGGCAAACCAGCAUGGUGGCAGCAGGAGGACUGUGACGCCCAUCACUCCUGCACUAGCGUCCAGGCUGCUGCCACCCCGGAGGCGGUGGCAGUGGGAGCCGGCACGGCCUCUGACGGCAUGACGUUCCAGAGCGACCUGCUGGUGGGCGGGCGGCCGGUGCAGGUGCUGAGUGUGGUCCAGCGUCACGAGGACCGGGCGUCGGACGGCAGUGUGCACGUGCGGUACACGUUUGAGGACCGGGUGGUGCCCGGUCCGGUCUGCAGGCCUGCCAGGUGAACGGCCGCUGGCUACGACUUGGAUGGUUGCGGUGCUGGGUGUCGGCAGAUGUAUGCGACCGGCACCGGCCCAGUUUUGCUCAGCCAGCUGUGUGGGCGUGGGAGAAGCUGGUCCCGCUGCAGUGGGCCUUCGCCCGUAACUGGCAGAAAUGAAGGCCCCAGGUUUGGGCGCUAGGUGAACCAGCCACGACGGGAGUGUAGAACACUGAGGAU
Molecule: messenger RNA, 3199 nt
Organism: Chlamydomonas reinhardtii
Lineage: Eukaryota; Viridiplantae; Chlorophyta; Chlorophyceae; Chlamydomonadales; Chlamydomonadaceae
Exons: 6
Coding region: 711-1880 (389 amino acids)
Source: RefSeq, a predicted model, not a curated record